AUGAACAAGCUCAGCGGAACACUCGUCUCAGGUGUCUCGCGCACUGCUCGAACGCGGCGACAAUGUCGCCUGCUACCUUCUGUCCGUCACUACACUGAUGUCCCUUCCUCCUCCAACGUCUCGAAGCCGCCAUCACAGGAAGAAGUCGACAAGCGCUCGCGCCUCUACCUCCAAAAGUUGCAGGAGGACGGCGGUUUUCCCGACCUGAUGGAGCCAGACGUCCUCAUGGACCUCCACGAUUCUGCCACGUUCCCCCCCAGCCGCUUCACUCCUUACGAAAACAAAGUAGUCAUCCGGAACGACCCCUCCAUGUUCCUCGCGCUGAAGGAGAAGUUGGGCGAGACGCAAGAAAAGCACCCGGAUGCUGAGGAACAUGAGAGGGACAGUGAGCCUGAUCCUCUGAACUUCCUCCACAUCGGUUCACGCGACAUCGCCAACAAGCUGUACCAGUAUCCUUUGGUCUCACGCCGCGUUGUCCAGCAGACGGGCAAGGGAAAAGUGGCCAGAAUUCAUUACAUGAUGGUCGCCGGGGACAUGAACGGCCUCGUUGGCGUUGGUGAGGGAAAGGCGACGGACGGUGCGCAUGCGAUGCACCAGGCUCUCGUCGAGGCCGUGCGGAACAUGGACUACGUCGAGCGCUUCGAGGACCGCACAGUCUGGACGGAGAUGGAGAACAAAUUCGCGUCCACGCGCGUAAUUAUCCGCCCGCGGCCAGUCGGAUUCGGUCUGCACGUCAACCCGCAUAUCUACCACAUACUGAAGGCGGCGGGAAUCAGGGACGCGAGCGCAAAGGUGUGGGGGAGCCGGAACCCAAUGAUGGUCGUCCGGGCGACGAUGCAAAUGUUGAUGCCGGGCAAUGCCCCGAUGGGCAUGGGCAAUGGUGUUGGUGGGAAGGGGCGGAGACUGGACAAGCGUGUAGGGAUGCGUUCUCCCGACGAUAUCGCACGAGACCGAGGCAGGAAGAUGGUGCCUCUCCGGACGUGGUAG
Sparassis crispa is the source of this 987-nucleotide messenger RNA. RefSeq lists its product with no specific name. Gene Ontology annotation, biological process: translation. Bases 1 to 987 code for a protein of 328 amino acids. The record is from RefSeq and is a predicted model, not a curated record. The transcript has a single exon. Lineage: Eukaryota; Fungi; Basidiomycota; Agaricomycetes; Polyporales; Sparassidaceae. Gene Ontology annotation, cellular component: ribosome. Gene Ontology annotation, molecular function: RNA binding; structural constituent of ribosome.